Messenger RNA from Schizophyllum commune H4-8, 333 nucleotides. RefSeq lists its product as uncharacterized. The transcript has 4 exons. The record is from RefSeq and is a predicted model, not a curated record. Bases 1 to 333 code for a protein of 110 amino acids. Lineage: Eukaryota; Fungi; Basidiomycota; Agaricomycetes; Agaricales; Schizophyllaceae.
AUGUCGCGCAUUUUGCUCUCCAAGAUCAAGCUUGUCUGCCUACCGCUCCCUGCACUCAAUAUCUCAACAACGCUGCAUAAGACACCUCUGGCGAGCUUCGUCACCGACGCUUGCCAGAUCAUCGCCGACGCCAUUUCAGAGGCCAGUGAUGUGUAUUACCCAUGGUCACCAGCGGCCACUUCGCUGCGGAUAUUGAACAUUACUCGCCGGCCGCUAUGGAGCUAUCUGCCUGCUCAGUCGAGCCUGGCACCGCGGAUGAUGUCGCGCUCAUCCUGUAAGCCCUCGAUUGAACUCGGACACUUUUCGCGGGAGGUCUCUCACACUGUGGUGUGA